GCUUAAUCCGGGCGGGCGGCAUGAAUAGGAGGAGUUGGAGGAGUUGGGAAGGAUCAACUCUGUUGGUACACAGUAUAUGCACUUGGGGCGCGCUCUGCGGAACCCCAGCCGCUGCUGCAGCCGCCUCUCGACAGCACGGCUUAUGUCGAAUCCAGCCUGUCGUUCUCAGUGGCCCCAAUGACGAUCUGUCUAAUGGGACCAACAGCGACACACGCUCAUUCCGGCCAUCGUCUUAGUCCUUGGAGGCCGGGCUUAGAGAUGCAGAUCCCGGGGCACCGCACCGAUACGUCGCAGGCGUCUGCUCGCCUCCGCUGCGAGAUUUCUCAACACACACCGAGCUCCACGCUCGUCGGUCUCGAAGAGGGAUGUCACACCAUGUCAUCGAAGCAGCUUCGUCGGCCAAUAGUAGUGGUCAAGACCACUGAUGGCACGUCCACCCAUCAUCAAAGAGGCUUGUAAGCCCCCGCGAACGAUGUACCGUCUCACCGAUACAACCCCCCUCCCUCCUCAAGAUCGUCCCAUCGUACCAAGAUCCAGUCGUCUCGGCUACGCAGUACCUGACUGGGGGCCCUCUUGUAUGGAGGGAGCCCUGAUAAAAACGAUAUAUUCAUAGACUAGGGAACAAACUUAUCCUGCUGCGGGGCGUUGCAUCAGGGUGAUCUCUGAUCUCCCUCCGGCCAGAACAAAACCACCACACAAUGGCGCGAGCGGGACCACCAAGUCAAACCUCCAAACAAGCCUGGUUUCUAGAAGCAAGGCCGUUUCGCAGCCAACCGAGCGCCCGUUGAAACGAGUUAUGAACGGCGGUGAAAAUUUCCGAUGGGGAAGCUUGCUCGGCCGCCGGCUCUUUGGUCCAUAGCGCACCUCUCCAGCCACGCACGUGUCUGGGGAACGCCCGGCGGCGCUGGGCCUAGCCGUCAUCCACCAUGCUCGUUGGCUGCUUGUGUGUCCGUGAUUUCUGGGCUGUGUGUGGGUAAUAAAACAGACAGGCAGGCACUGACGAAACAGCCCGGAUAUGCUGUAGUAAGCACUGGCCGGGUGGCUGGCCAAGAUAUCUGCCCUCUCCUGGAUCGACACGGCGGAGACUAAUCGGCACAUAUCGACAUGCUGCAAUUGCGGUGACUCUACCCUACUCUACGUUGGCAUUGCAAUGGACGUCGAGGCUGGCCACCCAGUCCGUGCAGCCUGCAUGCACACUUUGAGCCUCACAAGUCCCGGCGUGGCAACGGUGGUAUGCCGUUAUAAGAGCAGGGCCCAGCACAUAUGGGCGCUCACGCGACCUCUUUUUGACCACACAUCACCUACAGAGCACAUGCAUAUAGCUAACAAAGUUAUCAGCAGGCCUUUGGUGGCCGCAUCCCAACUGCAUGGUACACAAUGCACGCUGAUUAUCGCCACCACCACCAGAUGCACCGCCGCGGGUGUAACAGAUGUUUUUUAUUUUGGCCGGGCCUCGAACAAUCUGUAAAUCCGCGAUGCGAUGGCAAGACAAGACAAGACAGACGGGGCGGAACCCAAAAAAAGACCGGCGGCCCGUAGGUAGUUGUGCAGCUCUCCCCCGUUUGAUGACAGCGGUGCGAUGCUACUGUAUCUAUCUGCUGCUUGGCCCCCCCUCGUCCAGAAUCCGCAGCCUGGCCCCAAAGUAGGUAAACGUGCCCGCUUAGAGUUGGUGAUCGACCCUGACCUGCCCCUGUCGAUGAGCCCUGGGAUCGUGGUUGGUGGGAGCUGUCGAGUCUGUCGUCUGCCCUGGUGCAUGUCGUGCUCUACCGACUGUUUCCCCUUGCUAUACGGUACCGUUUCCCAUGUGCGAGAACUGCUUGGGGGAGCCUCACAAACAACAGACAGACUUUGUCCCCGCAUCGGCACAGGGCCAUGAUGAACCUUCGUGUCGUCACUGCGAGAGGUUCGUCUCUGCUAUACGGCGCAUGCCUGCCUGGUCGCCCACGCCCUGCCGUACCGUAUCGUACUUCGCCGUGUCGGAGACAGAAGACAAGACUUGGUGUACUCGAGAAACGUGCUGACUAAGGUGGUCGUGCUGGGCACUGGGCUUGGGUGGGCUAAAAUUAAGCCGCGGCCCCUCUGCGGACCGCCUCCAGACUACUGCGGCCGUCUCGAUUGCUCCUUUCUGGGGGCCCUUUUACCCUGCAACUGGCAGCCCCCGGCCGACGCGUGUCUUGGCCGAGAUAGGCUUUGGGAGGAAGAAAUGCGCCCCCAAUUGUUUCACAACUCCCACAUGGAGGCGAGAUGCUCACAGCACUAGCCCUUCAGUCCAUACUUCCAAGCAGUCACAGUCAGUCGGGACAAGCGCCUCCAAGUCUCAUCUAUCCGGUCGUGACCUCCGAGCACGGCGGCGUGCUAUUCAUUCAUUGUCCAGCAUACGACAGCUACCUGAGCACCUUCAAUCCGACCCCUGCCUCCAGCCUUGACUACUACUAUCCAGUCAGCCCAGCCUCGUUCCCGUAUACCCUCGACCAGAGCGCACGCAAGCUGGGCCGUAGUCAGCCCGUCUACCACUCCGCACGCCCGCCUCACCCAGGAGAACGACCUGCCGACUCGCGACAGCUCGCCGCCUCCAGCCUCGGCCGGUGACGUGAGGUGCCCUCUGUGGCCCGAGUGCGCACGACGUAUGCGCCUCUGGUAGCCGCCCAUACCUUCCGCGGCGCCAGGAUACCUGUGAGGUCGGAGAUGCCAUGGCUCUAGGCGGCUCAUAUGCGUCAAAACAGAACGUCGUCAUUGGCGCCGUUCUGUUCAUGUUCCUGUGGUACCUGGGCUUCAACAGCCAGGCGACCCCAGCCAAGAGCAUUAUCAAGACGACAGCGACAGAGACACUACAGGUCGACUCAUCAAAGCACGAUGGCCCCCUCGAACUCGACGCCUCCCGCCCCGAGGGCCAACCCGAACUCCCCCUCCCGACCAAGCCAGCCAAGGUCAUCAACCCCUAUAUAUCAGAGGGCCAGCUGAACCCCUCCGGCCGCCCCUCCAAGGGCCCGCUGUCCCCUCCAGCCGACGACCCAUGGCGGCCCCUGAUCCUUUACGCCUUCUCCGACUCGCCAAGCUCGCGCGAGAACCUGCGCUUCUUCCUCCACCACGGCCUGCACGCCGCCGCCGACUUCAUCUUCAUCCUGAACGGCAUGAACAACGAGACGGCCCGGGAACUCCUCAUCCCGCAGGGCGCCUCCAACAUCCGCACCGUCUACCGGCCCAACACGUGCUACGACCUGGGCGCGUACGGCGAGGUCCUCCGGGGCGACAAGGUCCCGAUGGGGAUGGGGCCGGGCAGGCUGGCGCUGUACCAGCGGUACAAGCGGUUCCUGCUGCUCAACUCGAGCGUGCGGGGGCCCUUCCUCCCGCACUGGGGCCAGGCCGCCUGCUGGAGCGACAUCUUCCUGGCCAAGGUCAACAUCCAGACCAAGCUCGUCGGCAUGACGGCCAGCUGCUGGCCCCACUUCCACGUGCAGUCCGAGGUCUGGGCGACCGACUUUGUCGGCAUGCACCUCCUCAUGCACCCUCCGCGCCCGGGGCCCAACGCCACCAACGUCGACGCCUUUGCCGGCCGCGACGAGCCCGUGGGCCUGGCGGGCUGCUACCCGGACCUGAACAGGGCGCUGCACGCCGAGCUGGGCGCCACGCGCGUCAUGCUCGACGCCGGCCACGGGGUCGACCUGCUCAUGUCCGCGUACCACGGCAUCGCCAACUACUCGGCCGCCUGCGACCCGGACGCCCACGGCGACAUGCUGUGGGACCGCAAGUACUUCGGCGCCAACGUGCACCCCUUCGAGACCGUCUUUGCCAAGACGAACCGCGACAUCGACCCCGUGCUCGUCGAGCGGCUGACCGAGUGGCAGUGGAACUCGGGCUGGCGGAGCUGGGACAGCUGCGGGGCGUGGUCGACGUGGUGAGGGAGGGGGAGGGGCUUAUUAUUGGCAUGGCUUGGGCCGCAGGGGGGAGGAGGCAGAGGCAUGUGUGGGCAUGUCGCUCGUCCGUUACUGCCGCUGCUUACUUGUAUAUGAGUAGACGGCGUUGGGAAACGAGGUGAAUGGUUUGUUAUUUCCGCAAGGCGUUAUGGCUGGUUGUUUGUCGUGGAGUUGCUGCUGGACCAUCUAUCUGUUCUUAUCGUAAUCCAGGAACUCUUACUUGUGCCUACCUGGAACAUUGUUUUUCUGGUCUGUGUGGUGGUCGACCAACCAGCCCCUAUUGGCCUGAUCUUGCCUGCAGGUGGGGAAGCCCUGCCAGAGAUGUUGUGUCGUCGUGAAGCUGCCCGGGUCUGUGGCCCACUGAGAAUCAGCCUUGGGUGCUCAAUCAACAGGAUGGUGUCUACCCGCUGCUCUUAUGGAGGAUUUAUGCCACGGGGUCGCAACUCUUGGUCAAGGUAUCUCGUCACCGGCGAACUCUCACGUUGUAAUUUGUUGCGUUGAUCUUUGCAUGGACCAGCC
Diaporthe batatas is the source of this 4433-nucleotide messenger RNA. RefSeq lists its product as uncharacterized. Bases 2691 to 3899 code for a protein of 402 amino acids. The record is from RefSeq and is a predicted model, not a curated record. Lineage: Eukaryota; Fungi; Ascomycota; Sordariomycetes; Diaporthales; Diaporthaceae. The transcript has 4 exons.